AUCACUUCGUGAACUAGAGACACAGCAAACGAGAAUCAUCUUGAAGGAGACCUGGCAAGCAACCCUGGGCCCUGGGCCCAGUCGAAGCCUGUAUGUCCUUCCGGAAAAACCUCGGCACUGCACGACUAGAUCCCGUAGAAGAUGUUGGAUAUUCUUCGGGACGAGCCCCUUAGCCUCCAGUGGCGUGUUAGGCCGAUGGUCGCGCCGUCCAGAUCAAGCGCCGGCUAUCCCAUCUUGAUUCGUGACCAUCUCCAACCUGAAAUCACAUAAAGAUACCAGGUCCCUACAGAGAAGAAAGAAAACAUCAGAAAGCACAGCAGAAUAUUGCAGCCAUGGCAGGCCCUACGGAUUUGUCCGAACUUCCCUCCGACGACGUGCGUUGGUACAAACGGCCAUACCUUCUGAAGCUGAACUUCGUGAUACUCUCACUCAUGCUGUUCUCAUCAACCGGCGGUUACGAUGGGUCCGUGAUGGGUAGUCUGCUGGCCUUGAAAACCUGGUAUGGUUUCAUGGGUGAACCGGCAGGCGCGUACUUGGGCUGGAUCAAUGCUUGCUACAUCCUGGCCAGCGGGAUCGCCUUCCCCAUCGGUGCCUGGAUGUCAGAGAAAUACGGUCGCAAAUCGCCUGUCUGGCUCGGUUACAUGCUCCUCAUACCUGGUGUCAUCAUGCAGGCUACCGCACAGUCGGAGAGGGUCUACACAUACGCUCGAAUGCUUCUUGGGACAGGCGGCGCUUUCUUCAUGGUCGCCACACCUGUUCUGAUCAACGAGAUCGCCCUUCCGAAGCACCGAUCAAUCGCUAGUGCACUGUUCAUGUGCGGCUACUACGUCGGCGGCACAAUGAGCAGCUGGGUUGUCUACGGAACUCGGGUCAUAGAUGACAACUGGUCAUGGCGAAUCCCAACCUUGCUCCAGCUUGUCUGCCCUGCGCUCGCUUUCGUCGGCUUCUACAUGGCGCCAGAAAGUCCCCGUUGGUUGAUCAGCGUAGGUCGACUAAGCGAUGCCCGCCGCAUGCUAGCAACAUGGCACGCUGGUGGUGAUGAAAAUGCCGCGCUGGUAGAGUAUCAGAUGAUCGAAAUCGAGACAGCCAUCGCCGUGGAAAAAGAGAGCAGUGCCAAUGUGUCGUACACCGACAUGUUCAAGACCCCUGGAAAUCGCCAUCGCUUGUUUAUCACAGUGACGCUGGGUAUCUUCUCGCAGUGGGCGGGAAACGGUGUGGUAUCAUACUAUCUACCACUAAUGCUGAAUACAGUUGGCAUUACAGCAGUUUCACAUCAAACGCUUAUAUCGGCCUGCCUGAACGUCUGGAAUCUCCUCUUUGCACUCGCAGCAUCUCUGAACGUGGAUCGCCUGGGCCGUCGAUUCUUGUUCCUUCUAUCUGCCACUACCAUGCUGGUCAGCUUUAUUAUUAUCACUGGCUUGAGUGGCUCCUUCGCGAGCAGCCUCUCACCCAGCGUCGGAGUUUCCGUCAUUCCGUUCAUCUUCAUCUUCUUUGCUGGCUAUGAUGUCGCGCUAACACCAUUUCUCUCCGCCUAUCCCUGCGAAAUCUGGCAAUUUUCGCUGCGAUCGCGCGGCCUCACAGUUGGUUGGGUCUCUGCCUUCUGUGCCCUAUUCUUCAACAUCUUUGUCAAUGCCAUCGCCCUUGAUGCUAUAGGGUGGAAGUACUACUUCUUUUUCAUAGCUGUCUUGGUCGUUAUGCUUAUCACUGUGUACCUUACAUACCCAGAGACUCGCGGCCACACGCUUGAGCAAAUGGCGGUCAUUUUCGAUAAAGAUGCCGCAGCGAUGCCGCCGCCCUCGCAGGUUCUGGAGAAAGCAGAGAUAUUGAGGAGUGAGUCAGUUGCAGAGAGCAAGCCUCAGAAGAGCAAUGCUACGAUCAAGACAGAGACGGUGUAACCUUACUCAUACGCCUCAGUAGCCUAGAAGUAUGACUAGAUGAGAACCAGCGGUGUAUCAACUUAGACUAACUCAAUUUUAUCGAUCUUUGAACCUACACAUCGUUCCCGAUAUUUGCAGUAGCACCUUUGAGAUAUGGUAAAUUG
Molecule: messenger RNA, 2041 nt
Organism: Boeremia exigua
Lineage: Eukaryota; Fungi; Ascomycota; Dothideomycetes; Pleosporales; Didymellaceae
Product: sugar transporter
Exons: 3
Coding region: 333-1895 (520 amino acids)
Biological process (GO): carbohydrate transport; transmembrane transport
Cellular component (GO): membrane
Molecular function (GO): carbohydrate:proton symporter activity
Source: RefSeq, a predicted model, not a curated record